AACAGAGAGCAAGGAUGAAGCCAUCCUGGCUGCAAUGUCGCAAAGUUACAGGCGCCGGGACGCUUGGGACGCCCCUGCCAGGGUCCCCUUCAGCAAGAGGAGCCGGUGCAGCCCGAAGGGCUUUGGUGACCAGUCUCGGGGGCCGGGGCUGCAGAGCUCUGGCCACCUGCAGUGGUGGCGAGUAUAAGAGCCAUUUUGCAGCCUCUGUGACAGACCCUGAGAGGUUCUGGGGCAAAGCUGCUGAACAGAUCAGUUGGUACAAGCCCUGGACCAAAACGUUAGAGAGCAGAUACCCGCCUUCCACUAGUUGGUUUGUGGAAGGGAUGCUUAAUAUCUGUUACAACGCUAUUGACCGGCACAUUGAAAAUGGUCAAGGGGAUAAGAUUGCUAUCAUCUAUGACAGUCCUGUUACAAACACUAAAGCGACUAUCACCUACAGGGAAGUCUUGGAGCAGGUCUCUAAGCUGGCUGGUGUCUUGGUCAAGCAUGGAGUCAAGAAAGGUGACACUGUGGUCAUUUAUAUGCCCAUGAUCCCACAAGCAAUAUAUACCAUGCUGGCAUGUGCAAGGAUAGGAGCCAUCCACAGCCUCAUCUUUGGAGGGUUUGCAUCCAAAGAACUAAGUACCCGCAUUGAUCAUGUUAAGCCCAAGGUGGUUGUUACAGCAUCAUUUGGCAUUGAACCUGGGAGAAAGGUAGAAUAUGUCCCUCUUUUGGAAGAAGCACUGAGAAUAGGACAACAUGGACCAGACAGGGUUCUCAUUUACAAUCGUCCAAAUAUGGAGAAAGUUCCUUUGAUGUCAGGCCGUGAUCUUGAUUGGGAAGAAGAAAUGGCCAAAGCUCAGUCACAUGACUGCGUGCCGGUUGUCUCAGAGCACCCGUUGUACAUUCUCUACACAUCUGGAACUACGGGGCUGCCUAAGGGUGUGGUUAGACCCACUGGGGGAUAUGCUGUAAUGUUGAACUGGACAAUGUCUUCCAUAUAUGGCCUCAAACCUGGAGAGGUAUGGUGGGCAGCUUCUGAUUUAGGCUGGGUUGUUGGACAUUCCUAUAUUUGCUAUGGGCCUCUUCUACAUGGAAACACAACAGUUUUAUACGAGGGAAAGCCUGUGGGAACGCCAGAUGCUGGUGCUUAUUUCCGUGUGCUUGCAGAGCAUGGAGUGGCUGCCUUGUUUACAGCACCAACUGCAAUUAGAGCAAUCCGUCAACAGGACCCUGGGGCAGCCUUGGGGAAGCAGUACUCUUUGACAAGGUUCAAGACACUGUUUGUGGCGGGGGAAAGGUGUGAUGUGGAGACCCUGGAGUGGUCCAAAAAGGUCUUCAGAGUCCCUGUUCUAGACCACUGGUGGCAAACAGAGACUGGAUCUCCAAUAACAGCAUCCUGUAUUGGACUGGGCAACUCUAAAACACCUCCACCAGGGCAGGCAGGAAAAUGUGUUCCGGGGUUCAAUGUUAUGAUUUUGGAUGACAACAUGCAAAAACUGAAGGCCCGAAGCUUAGGAAAUAUUGUGGUAAAGUUGCCAUUACCACCUGGAGCUUUUUCGGGACUUUGGAAGAAUCAGGAAGCUUUUAAGCAUUUAUACUUCGAGAAGUUUCCUGGCUACUAUGACACUAUGGAUGCUGGCUACAUGGAUGAAGAAGGUUACCUAUAUGUUAUGUCUCGGGUGGAUGAUGUAAUAAAUGUUGCCGGCCACAGGAUUUCUGCAGGUGCUAUUGAAGAGUCUGUCCUUUCCCAUGGCACUGUGACUGACUGUGCUGUGGUUGGCAAGGAAGACCCUUUGAAAGGUCAUAUCCCCUUAGCACUCUGCGUGUUGAAAAAAGAUAUAAAUGUUACAGAAGAACAAGUUCUGGAAGAAAUUGUGAAACAUGUGAGACAGAGCAUUGGUCCUGUAGCUGCGUUUCGAAAUGCUGUUUUUGUCAAACAGUUACCCAAAACAAGGUCUGGUAAAAUACCACGGUCUACACUGUCUGCCUUGGUCAAUGGCAAGCCUUAUAAGGUCACUCCUACUAUCGAGGACCCCAGCGUUUUUGGUCACAUAGAAGAAGUGCUGAGGCGGACCUUGUGAUUUUUAUUUACUAUUUCCAGUCAGUCUGUCUUAGUUUUCUAGCUGGACUUAAGUUGUUUAUUUUCUAUAAAUAAGCACGUGAAGAAAAUCCCUUACCAAGUCAA
Molecule: messenger RNA, 2167 nt
Organism: Phodopus roborovskii (desert hamster)
Lineage: Eukaryota; Metazoa; Chordata; Mammalia; Rodentia; Cricetidae
Gene: Acss3
Product: acyl-CoA synthetase short chain family member 3
Exons: 16
Coding region: 15-2063 (682 amino acids)
Source: RefSeq, a predicted model, not a curated record